Prunus armeniaca (apricot) is the source of this 1620-nucleotide messenger RNA. The record is from the annotation of a GenBank genome assembly. NCBI's taxonomy places the organism in Eukaryota, Viridiplantae, Streptophyta, Magnoliopsida, Rosales, Rosaceae.
AUGGGGUGCAAAAUUGACUCCACAAGAGAGUUAUUCGCUGGAGGUUUAACUUCAUGCGGAGUUACUCGCCAGAUGAUAAUUGAUUGCAGUGCAAGCGCUGAUAUGAAAACCUUGAGAAGAAACAAGGAGGGAAUCUAUAACACCGCUCAAAACUAUCAUAGAAAGUUCUCAGCCAUCACCAGGGUCGCUAGAGCUGACAGACCCAGACCCCAAGAAUGCCUUGUUUUGGUGGAGGCAAGGGACACUUAUACUCCACUUCUGCAUCAAAUCUUGCAAAGCUGUGCAAAAACAGGUGCACCCAUAGAAGGUAAGGCCUGCCAUGGACAGAUCAUACGUGUUGGAUUGCAAGCAGACACUUUAACAUCUAACAUGCUCAUCAACAUGUAUUCUAAAUGCAGUUUAGUUGAUUGUGCUGGCAAAGUUUUUGAUGAAAUGCCUGAAAGAAGCUUAGUUUCAUGGAACACGAUGAUUGGGUCACUUACCCAGAAUGGGGAGGAACAGAAAGCUCUUCGUCUUUUCUUGCAGAUGCGAAGAGAAGGAAACCAUUUUAGUGAAUUCACUGUUUCGAGUGUUCUUUGUGCUUGUGCUGCGAAAUGUGCUGUUUUUGAGUGUAAACAACUGCACGCUCUUGCUGUUAAGUUAGCAAUGAAUUUAAAUGUCUAUGUGGGAACUGCAUUGCUUGACGUUUAUGCAAAGUCUGGUUUGAUAAAGGAUGCAAGCAGUGUGUUUGCGUCUCUGCCAGAGAGGAGUGAGGUUACUUGGAGUUCGAUGGUAGCCGGGUCUGGCAGCUCUAUUGAAGGGAAGCAGGUGCAUGCCGUGUUAUAUAAAACUGGAUUUGGUAUGGAUGAGCAUGAGACAAACACUGUGUUAUGGAAUACCAUGAUUUCUGGGUUUGCUAGACAUGCUUGCUCCCUAGAGGUGAUGAUCUUAUUUGAGAAAAUGCAGCAGAUGGGGUUGUUGCUUGAAGCCUAUAAUUUGAUAGAGGAAAUGCCAUUUGAUGCUACUGCUUCCAUGUGGGGUUCACUGUUGGCUUCUUGUAGGAUCCAUGGAAAACUUCACUUGGCUGAGGUAGCAGCUAAGCAUUUGUCUGAGAUAGAGCCUAAUAAUGCCGGAAACCAUAUUCUGCUGUCAAACAUUUAUGCAGCAAAUAAGAAAUGGGAUGAAGUUGCAAGAAUAAGGAAACUUCUUAAAGAAAGUGAGUUGAAGAAGGAGAGAGGGAAGAGUUGGAUCGAAAUCAAGGACAAAGUUCACUCAUUUAUGGUUGGAGAGAGAAAGCAUGCUAGAAUUGCUGAGAUAUACUCAAAAUUGGACUGUUUGAUUGAAGAGUUGAAGAUUAUGGGCUAUAAGACUGAGACUGAACAUGACCUUCAUUAUGUGGGAGAGAACAGAAAACAUGAACUGUUGAGGCACCACAGCGAGAAACUUGCUCUUACUUUGGGGUUGAUGUGCUUACCUUCAAAUGCAUCUAUCAGGAUCAUGAAGAAUCUUAGGAUUUGUGGUGAUUGCCAUUCUUUUAUGAAGAUUGCAUCAUCUUGUACAGGGAGGGAAAUCAUUGUCAGGGAUACUAACAGGUUCCACCAUUUCAAGAAUGGUUGUUGUUCUUGUCGGGAAUUUUGGUAG